CCAUGUUUAAUCAUCUAAAACAAAAUGCUGUCAGGUUACAGGCAAGACACUGAAGGGAGGAGAUAUCAAAUAUUAUAUUUGAAUUUCCGAUCCAGCUCAAAAGGCUUUGCUCUCUGACAGUGCUGUUCCAUGCAGGCAAACCAAAGGAAGGCAGCUCAUGGUGGAGUGUCCUCAGUCUGGCUGUUUUUUUGUUAUCCAGAGUGCUGCUACAGACAUCUCUCAACCUCACGCUAAUCUUUGUGCUAAAACUUCUUCAGUAUUGCCCCAGGCGGUUAUCCUAAUCCAGCCACUGUGUAGGACCUCUGCAGCAGCUGGCAGCUCCUCUUCCAUCCGCUGGGGAACAGAACUAGAAGCCGUUUCCUCCAUUCUUCAUUAGAAGAGAUUAUCUGUCUCCUCUCCUCUGGUCCUUCUUUUUGCUCAUUGUUGCUGGUUCCAAAUGAUAAACCUAUACUUCACAGCAGCAAAAGGGAGAGGAUAGCAAGUUUGGAUGACUAGGUGAAAAGUAGAGGUGCUUCUUUCCCCAGGGCUCACUCUCCCCUCACCUCCUCCAAGGGGUGGGGAUGCCUUGGUGCUGGAGGGAUUAAUCAGAGAGCAGAAAUCAUCUCAGCCUUCAACUGCUGCUGAGAGUUUUCUGUGGACUCUAGAAGCCCCUAGCUUAGCUGUGGCAGCCUCGGAAACAUUCGAGUUUCAUCUGAACCAAAGCGCACCGAUAUUCCUUCAAUUCCACCUCCUCAGACUCGUCAACGUCUUGGCAUCCCACCCUUUGCCGUUCAUUUAACUUUCUCUUUAUAAUUAUUUUAAGUCAUUACUGCAUAUAGUUUUUAUUUUCUUUCUGACACAUCGGAGGGGGACCACAUAGUUGGGAGGGGAUUAGUGGGGUAAGAAUGGAGCGCUUUGAUUAGAGAGCACAGGGGAGAAGAUUGCUCUCUCCAGAUGCUGAUUUCCAAAGCACUUGACAAUCACAGGCAGAAGCCGAGAGAAGACGGCUGUGGCCGCACCUGCCCGAGGGCAGCUCGAGCUGGGCACUGAGACCUGCCCAACGCGCCCGGAGACCCACAAAUGCGCUGAGGCAUUGCCGCGACCUGUCCUCCGCCCCCCCCCCCCCCCCAUCCUGUGGCCAGGAAGGAAGCCCUCCGAUCUGCCAACAUCUCACCCAGGAGGCGGGCAGGGCAAGGAAGCUGAGCUAGUGGUGGUGGCGACCCCGAGAGGGCUCCAGCGACACGAGGUGACCUACAGCCACAGCCCUCUGGAUUCCGAAGCAGCCGAGACCUCCAGUUCCCAGGCUGGCCCUGCUGUGUCCCGGGAAUAUCUACGCGCCUAGUCCAAGCUCAGCAGACUGGGCGAUGGGUCCUAGUGGGCACUGAGCAGCCUCACCUCUGUCCCCAGUCCCUCCAGACUGCCCCUCCCUCCGCUUCCCUCAGGGCGAGCAGCUGUCUGCACCGCCCCUUUCCUCUCCAGUGCCCUAGGCUCCCCUAGCUUCUGUCCCUCCCUUCCUGGGACCCAUUCCCUGGGCCACCAUGGCCGCGGCCAUCGCCAGCGGCUUGAUCCGCCAGAAGCGGCAGGCGCGGGAGCAGCACUGGGACCGGCCCUCUGCCAGCAGGAGGCGGAGCAGCCCCAGCAAGAACCGCGGGCUUUGCAAUGGCAACCUGGUGGAUAUCUUCUCCAAAGUGCGCAUCUUCGGCCUCAAGAAGCGCAGGUUACGGCGCCAAGAUCCCCAGCUCAAGGGCAUAGUGACCAGGUUAUAUUGCAGGCAAGGCUACUACUUGCAGAUGCACCCCGAUGGAGCUCUCGAUGGAACCAAGGAUGACAGCACCAAUUCCACUCUGUUCAACCUCAUCCCUGUGGGACUGCGCGUCGUUGCCAUCCAGGGAGUGAAGACAGGGUUGUAUAUAGCCAUGAAUGGAGAAGGUUACCUCUACCCAUCAGAACUUUUUACCCCUGAAUGCAAGUUUAAAGAGUCUGUUUUUGAAAACUAUUAUGUAAUCUACUCAUCCAUGCUGUACAGGCAACAGGAGUCUGGCAGAGCCUGGUUUUUGGGAUUAAAUAAGGAAGGGCAAGUUAUGAAAGGGAACAGAGUAAAGAAAACCAAACCAGCAGCUCAUUUUCUACCCAAGCCAUUGGAAGUUGCCAUGUACCGAGAACCAUCUUUGCAUGAUGUUGGAGAAACGGUUCCGAAAGCUGGGGUGACGCCAAGCAAAAGUACAAGUGCAUCUGCAAUAAUGAAUGGAGGCAAACCAGUCAACAAGUGCAAGACCACAUAGCCAGAUCCUCAGGUGUCCUGACUUACUUGUCCAGAGCACAGUGGAGAGAUUUAUCCUUACUAGACAUUCCUGCUCCUGUGGUUGAAGAGCCCCAGCAAGCAAGCUGAUGCUUGUUCUAUGCUCUCUCAGACCUCCUUUAUCGCAAGUGGAUAAAUCUCAACCUGUGGUUCCCCCCACACCAAGAAGACACCUGGACAAACCAGCUAAACUCAGACCAUGGAAUGCCCUACCAGAUAUGGAAUGCCUUUUUAAUAUCUUUUCUGUGACUGUGACACUUCAUGUGAAUGACAUACUUCACAAGUACACUCAAUACCUUGCCUGCUGACAGCUACCCAUAAUCCUUUUUGAGUUCUGUUUCAGCGAAAUCCAUGUGUUUAAGUUCAAUUUUGUAGCACACAAAUAAUAUUGAGUAAUUUCUAGUUAGAUGCUGUAAACCUGUGCUAUCAUGGAUUUCUAUUCUUCCCAUUUUUACAGGGCUGCUCGCUCCACUGUCUGUGACCUUUAGCAGGAUUGUGUUCCUCUGAAUCUUCAGUGUUGCAGUUGGUUUAGUUUGGAGAACAAUCAGGGAAUCAGGAAGCCUUCUAAACCUAUUAAUACAAAUUGUAUCUAUAAAGAUUAAGGUUGUCUUUGGCUCACAUUACCGAUUAAACACACAUAUAUGCUCUGUCCGGUAGGAGACACUAUGCUCCCAAGGUGGACAUGCCUGGGUGGAGCAAGGGUCAAACACAAUCCAUGGGAAGCUCUCUAUGACAGGUGUUUGGCAUCCCCUCUAAGUUUCUUUCUGUGUGUAUGUGUGUGUGUGUUUUAUACAUAUCACAAGCUUACUGGUAAUGGUAACAUUUGCCUUGCCCAGCGAGCAAGACCCACUUGGUUUUUGAGAAAGUGGGUCCAAAGUAUUUUGUAGGCCUUGUAGGCCUGAUUAAGGUUCAUUUUUUUUCAUCUACUAAUCCUGGUUAUUGGGAAAAAGGAAAAAUAAAAAAACAAAUCAUCACAACCUAUAAGAAAUAUGCUACCUAAAUCCAUUUCUGACCCACUCCUUCCUGUUUUUAAUGAAGAUAACUCAAUGCCGCCCCUGAUUUGGGCUGCAUUCCAGUUAUCCUCAGCAGAGCAUGGGCAAGGCGGCUGUUGUGUUCUUUCUGCAGCAGCAAUGCACACGUUAGUAUAAAUUAGACUUUAAUAUUUUUGUUGUUUAAUGACAAAUUUUUAAACUGGACAUACUAAGGAAAAUUCCUUUUUUUUUUACAGCUUAGCAUGCUGGGUCUGGUACUGUGUGUCACCAGUAUAUACCUCUAACUCAGCUCUGUGGGGUCCAACAGGCUGGGUUUGAGGUGACUUGCCAAGAUAUCAGAAUGUGGUCUGUUGAGUACCAUAAAUAAAGCUAAAGACAAACCAACACACUCCAGCAUUGGGAUUCGGGCCAUUAAUUUAUUUGAUUUUGUUUUCUUUUGCUUUUGUAAUUUCAUUUUGAAUUGAAUUUUGUUGAACUCCAAGUUUAGGGGUACUAAGAAAGGCUGUGAAUUGAUGGAGAAACAGUUUGAAGACUCCAUACAAAACAUUCAAUACCGGAUAUAAAGAGCUUCAAAAUGUUUAAUACUGAACUGUUUGAAAGUAUAUUUGUUAACUGUGUGUACACAAUAAAAUUCUAUGUUUUCUUCUCAGAAAAGCUCAUUGAGACCAAAUUGAACCUCUUUUAUAGAAAACAAUCUAUGUGGUAUCAAUGUACUGGCCUCUUGUUAUUAUUUCCAUGUGGCAGAAUGACCUAGAUGCCAUUUGCCCCCAUCUGCACUGUGCUUACUGGGAAAUUAUUUUCUCACUGAUUUCAUGAAUCUCCAUGACAGCCCUUGCCCAACAUAGAAAAAUUUUGGUCUGCUUAGCUGAUUAAAGAUUCAGUAUAAAUUUAACUGUUUAUGCUUAUUUCAUUUUCAUAUUGGAUUCCAUUUUAGUAAAUAACCAUUAGCAUAAUGUUUGACUAGAUUUAUUGUCAAUAAUGCUAAAUUGCAAAUACAAAAAAUGACUCCUUUGACCACCACUGAUUUGGUGUUGUGCAUAAUUAGACAAAACCCAUUAACUGAUUAUUUAGGGAAGACUUACAUACCAUAAUAUGUGGUAAAAUGUGAAUAACUUGUAAUUCCUAUUAGUUGGCCUUAUAGACACAGGUUAUACCCAUCCACAUGUACACACACGCUAAACUAGCCUACCUUUCUGGUUUUGGUAAUCAACAUUACUUGAGAUUUCUGUUCUCAAGACCUGGCUAGUGCUUAAAAUUAAGGCAAGAUUUAUUUUUGUAAACGAUUAAAAUUUAUGUUAUUGCUUCCCUCUGUUUUGUUUUCCAAGAGUUGUCAGUUGUCUAUGACAGAAUGUAUUAUUGUAAGUAGGUAUCCAAGUGGCUUCUUAUAAUAUAUGUUUAGAUAUAUCACAGAGGGGUCCUUGUUAUAUUCUUGAUUUAGUUAGGCCAUUUCCUUUGUGUCUGGUCUCACUUGUUGCAUGGGAAGAGGAAAGCAUCAAAUGAACUGCAUGUACUAGGACCCAUGUAUCCAGAAACACUGAUAUGUAUUUUUUGAUUUACAUACAGAGAGCUUGUCUGUAUUGUACAAUUUGUGUUUCUUACCCUUUGUUGUAUUUACAGAUACAACAUAUCAAAUAAAAUACUCAUAUGAAAGCAUAUGGAAACCAUCAAAUAACUUUAUGUAACAAAAUGGCAUUUUAUCACCCCAAAUAUAUUCUCUGUAAAUAAGAUGAUAAACUCAGUUUUCCCCUUACCAUGCCAAAGAAAAUUUUAGCUCUUUGAUGAUACCUCUCUUGCUAAUUUUUUGGAAUAAGAUCAUCAUUCCUUCCCUCAGAAAUUAAGUUUGCUAUUAUUAAGUACAGUCUGUCAUCACUGAUGUUCUAUAUAGUAAAUCUGAUGGAACACAUUUGUAUUUAUAGACUGUGUGUUUUAUAUCUCCCUGUAUGUAUAUCCAUUGUAUCACAUCUCUAGAAGACCCAUUUCUUCUGCAUGCAUAUCUGGUGGGGGAGAGAUAGUUCUACCAUCUUGUGAUGGUAGCUGAUUGCUUUGCCUAUCCAUCAACCGUGCUCAUUAAUAUUAGUCCUUUACAUAACUCAAGUGACACAAUUUUUGUUUCCAAUAAGUUUACUUCCUGAAAUUUCUUACUAUUUUCCCAGGAAAUAAUUAUGGAAGACACUCAAACAGUCUGUCCUGUGUGAAGAGUAACAGGGAAUUGGGUACACUUUCUUGAUGUAUUUUGGAGAAUUUGGAAUCUUGUUUUAAGUGUUUGCUUGUCCUGAGUGCUUUGGGGGUGAGGACUAGCUCCAUAAAGGAUCCCACGACUUUUGCUCUAGUCUUUCUACUUAUUGACUUUCUAGCAAGUAAACAGAAUGUAUCAUACAUAACCACUUAAUUAAUUAUUAAACUACUAAACCAUCUUUUUUCUAUCUAGAGUGACCAAUAUCAGAUUUGGUAUUUUAAGCAAAAACUAAAACAACAAAAAUUCCUUUGUUGCUCCUUAAAGUGAAUAUGUAUUAUUUUGUUAAAAAUUUCUUCCAAAUAUUUCAAGGAUAAUAGAUGUUUGAUAUCCCUCAAAGAAGGAGUGUGAGACUAGAGUGGUCAAGUUUCAAUUUAGAAUAAACUUAAAAUAGUGAGAAAUUACUUUAAUUUUAUUUUAGGAAACAGCUAUACCAUAGGGAAACAAUUAGGCUAAAUGCCCAAUUAUUCUCUGAAUUAUAAACUUAGUCAAAUACAGAAUGUAAAUUGUGUUGUUCUAAAAUAAAGGACAUCGGUAGUUAAGGGUUAGGCUUAAAAAGUGACACACAGUGCUAUAUGCUAUGUGAGUAUCUAGAAUACUGUGUUGGUUUCAAAGUUGUGACAGUUGAGUUUGCAAAUUAAGACUGUUGUAUUUUUGUUUCCCUUUGUUUGUGGUUCUCAUUCAGUCUAAUUUUGAUAUCUACUGGUGAGGUUGAGUUUGUACUUGAGCUGAUAGAGGUAAGUCAUUCCUUCCCUGGUGCUGCUGGAAUCCAGAUGAACUCAGGAUUCCUUAAAGGCAGUAGGAACAAUGGUUCUCUUCAUAUCUUGAGGACUUUUGUUGACUUUUAUAACUCCCCUGGAGGGAUCUUCAAUCAUGGUUUGUUAAACAAGUAGGGUGAGGAUCAUCACCACUGGUGAACUUAAUGCCAACCAUUCAAUUAUCAUGGGUCCCAGUGUAAUUUUUGAAAGCCACAAGCAAGCCAAAGAGAUUUGCUUAUUUUCUCUUAUUCAUUACAAAUUUGUCCUUGCUCAGCACUUUCAAUGAGGUAGUUUCUAUUUUGGAGUCAAAGUAUAGAAUCGUAUUUAGUUAGGAGAUAGAUUAUGUCUUUGCCUGUCACUAUUUUUUUAUUUUUCUUUUUAAACAAAAGUAUGUGGAAUUUUCACACACAUAUUUAUAUACUGAUGUUGGCAUGACAAGAGCCAAACACAGCCAGACAGCCAGACACACACACACACACACACACACACACACACACACACACACACACACACA
Molecule: messenger RNA, 6775 nt
Organism: Peromyscus leucopus (white-footed mouse)
Lineage: Eukaryota; Metazoa; Chordata; Mammalia; Rodentia; Cricetidae
Gene: Fgf14
Product: fibroblast growth factor 14
Exons: 5
Coding region: 1518-2261 (247 amino acids)
Biological process (GO): positive regulation of gene expression; fibroblast growth factor receptor signaling pathway; animal organ morphogenesis
Cellular component (GO): cytoplasm
Molecular function (GO): fibroblast growth factor receptor binding; growth factor activity
Source: RefSeq, a predicted model, not a curated record